Fonsecaea nubica is the source of this 933-nucleotide messenger RNA. RefSeq lists its product as hypothetical. The transcript is spliced from 3 exons. The coding region runs from base 1 to 933 and encodes 310 amino acids. Lineage: Eukaryota; Fungi; Ascomycota; Eurotiomycetes; Chaetothyriales; Herpotrichiellaceae. The record is from RefSeq and is a predicted model, not a curated record.
AUGUCCAACGGGGGAGAAGUCUGGCCACCAGUUGACUUGAUCAAGGGACUCGCAAUUGAAGCUCAUGCACCAGAGAAAGAGCUCGUCCCUAAUGUACUCAAAGAUUUGCCAGAAGGCACAGAAGUGGUCUCAAUAAACCCUUCGGGCGCGAGUGCAUGGGUGCAGACUCUGUGCAUCGAGACCUAUCAACGGGAUGGACAGAAGACCAAGUUCUUUAAGAAGAAUCAACGUAACAGCUUGGGCAGGCGCAUGAUGCUGGGGACGUACGAGUCUGAAAAGUUCCUCCACACGUAUCUACCCGCCAACGUCCCUAAGCCAAUUGCCUGGGGUGCAUACCGAAACGACCCAGACAUGUAUUAUUACCUCUCUGAGUUCCGCGAAAUGGUUGACGAGGUUCCAGAUCCCGCACAGUUCGUCGACGUUGUUGUCCAGCUUCACCGCGAAAGCUCGGGCAAAUCACCAGACGGCAAAUUCGGGUUUCAUGUCGUUACUCAUCUCGCCAAUAUCCCGAACAAGGCCGGAUGGGAAGAUACCUGGGAGAAACAUUUCACCAACGUCCUGACGAGCAUGAUGGAGAUCGAGUUACUCGCUCAGAACAAGCACGACGACGAGUUCGAAGAGCUCAAGAGGAAGACGCUGGACUUGGUCGUCCCACGACUCCUUCGACCGCUUGAAACGGGUGCUCGUAAGGUCACGCCGUGCUUGAUUCACACCGAUCUCUGGCCUGGGAACUGUAUGCCGGAUGCAGAUACGGACAAAGUUGUUCUGUUUGAUUCCUGUGCGAUGUGGGGUCACCAUGAAGCAGAUUUAGGCAGUUGGAGGGCACCACGCUACCGCAUGGGCAGGCCUUUUAUAAAAGAGUACCAAAAGAAGAUGGGCAUGGACUUUCCCGUCAACGACUGGGAUGAUAGGAAUCUGUUGUACGCCAUGUGA